AUGAGGGUGGGGGCGGUGCUGCGGCUCUGCUCGCGCCCGGAGCUCCGGUACCAGCAGGGACAGCGGCCGGAGCCUGGAAUCCGCGAGUAUUUUUAUUACGUAGAUCACCAAGGACAGCUUUUCCUGGAUGACACCAAAGUCAAGAACUUCGUCACCUGCUUCAAAGACGUCGGAUUCCUCUCCUUCUUCUUCCGGCACCUGGAGCGGAACCGCAGCGGGCGUUACCAGGAGCACUUCCCCUUCCUUUCGCGCUGCGGCCGCGAGCGGAAUUUCCUUCGCUGCUCCGACCUUCCCGUGGUUUUCACCCAAAUCCUGCCUGGCCCCGGUGGCAAUUCCCUGCUGUCCUACUGCGGGGGCGGCUCCAAGCUGGUGGUGCCCUUCCAGCCGGGAAUGUUGGCCGUGUGCCCGCGCAACGGGCGCCUCUACCACCCGGCGCCGGAGAGGGUCGGUGGCGUUGGGUUGGUGCGUUGGGCCCUGGCCCAAGAGUUGAGCUCGGGGUUUCGCUUCCAGGACGGGCCCCAGCAGCCCCCGACGCAUUUGCUUUGGCAGGGGAAGGAGCAUCGGCUCUCCGGGGAAAUCCUGGGAAUGCUGCGGGCAGAGAAAUCGGGAUCGGAGGUGGGAGCUGCAAUUUCCGCCUCGUGAACCGCUGAAAAUCAGAAUAAACUCGGUCCUGCAGUCAUUAAAUUCACUGGUUAA
Molecule: messenger RNA, 696 nt
Organism: Melospiza georgiana
Lineage: Eukaryota; Metazoa; Chordata; Aves; Passeriformes; Passerellidae
Product: UPF0598 protein C8orf82-like
Exons: 3
Coding region: 1-642 (213 amino acids)
Source: RefSeq, a predicted model, not a curated record